Messenger RNA from Corvus hawaiiensis (hawaiian crow), 1904 nucleotides. It is a transcript of the gene BOLL, whose product is annotated as boule homolog, RNA binding protein. The coding region runs from base 7 to 867 and encodes 286 amino acids. The record is from RefSeq and is a predicted model, not a curated record. Lineage: Eukaryota; Metazoa; Chordata; Aves; Passeriformes; Corvidae. The transcript has 11 exons. Gene Ontology annotation, molecular function: RNA binding.
GAUCAGAUGCAAACAGAAUCUUUACCUUCAUGUCCCAACCCUGUGUCACCGGUGAGGUUAAAUAAUUUGAUCGGUUCUCCAAGGUUUGGAACAGUUACUCCAAAUCGUGUCUUUGUUGGAGGAAUUGAUUUUAAGACUAAUGAAAAUGACCUGAAGAAGUUUUUUGCUCAGUAUGGCAGUGUGACAGAAGUGAAGAUAAUAAAUGACAGAGCUGGAGUGUCAAAGGGGUAUGGCUUUGUUACAUUUGAAACCCAAGAAGAGGCACAGAAGAUUUUACAAGAUGCUAAAAAACUCAGCUAUAAGGAUAAGAAAUUGAAUAUUGGCCCAGCAAUAAGAAAACAAGUGCGGAGUCCUAAUGAUCGUUCUGCUGUAACACCCCAAGCUGGUACAAUGUAUGCAGCUACUGCUGUGUCACCAGAAGCUGGUACAAUGUACUUAACCACUUCGAGUGGAUAUCCAUAUGUUUACCAUAAUGGAAUGGCUUAUUUUCAUACAUCUGAAGUCUCUCCUAUUCAGCAGCCAUGGCCAUCUCGCUCUGUUUCCAGUUCACCUGUGAUGGUUGCUCCACCUGUUUAUCAGUCUCCUAUGUACCAUUAUCAGGCACCAACACAGUGUCUUUCAAGUCAGUGGCAGUGGUCUGUUCCACAGUCUCCUACCUCUUCACCUCCACUCCUGUAUCUGCAACCAUCUGAAGUCUUUUAUCAGCCAAUAGGAAUUAACCAGGAAGGUGGAUGUAUAUCUCCACCUCUCCUAAUGGAAGCUGCAGUUCCUGAGCUGUAUUCUGAUCAUGGAGUUCAAACACUUCAUCACCAGCCCUAUGUCCAGAGUCACAUAGCCAUGCCUGCAGCUUCCUUCCUGUGUGGCUGAGAUCCAUCAUCAACAUACCAGCUAGCAGCUGCCAGUUGUGGAAUUUGGGGAAUUGAGGUUGCAUUCUGUGAGAAGAAGUGUUCUGCAUCAUUCGUCUGUGAGUCUGAAACCUCAGUAUUCAUGAAGUCAUCAGUUUCAUCCUAGAAAAGAUUACAGAAUGGAAGAUAAAAUUUUACACUACCUUCUACAGAUACUGUAAAACACUGGGUUUUUUAGCUAUGUGCUUUGCUAACAUACCUAUCACAGCGAGGGUAUGUUCUUCCUGACUUCUGACAUUUCCCUGCAGGUUUCCCAGUUAAAAUACCACUACUUUUUGUCAAGUAAUAGCAUGAAAUUUUGUAGUUUUGUCAGGUAAAAACAUGUGAAACAAUAAUUUUAUCCCUGCACUUCCUUUCUUAGUAGAAACCCUGUUACAGGACAAAAGGGUGAUUUCUGAAACACAGCCUACUGUAUGUAUUCCAGUUACUAACCCAGAUUGAAAGCCAGGGUACUUCUGCUAAAGGGAUAAUGUCACCUUUAAUUUCUGGGUUGCAUAAACUUUGAAGAUAUGUUAAUUACAAAGUUGAAGCCAUUUUGCCACAUACUGACAGCAUUUCUGUGCUGUGGAUAAAAUCUGGUUAUUUAAGUCUAUGUGAAUUUCAUUUCCAUUCCAAAACGAUUUGUCUAGUUUAAUUUUUUUUGCUAUCAGUAUUUUCUCCUUUUAUAAGGUAUUUUACUUGUGUGUCAUUUUAGUGUUUGCAGUAAUAACUUUUUAAAAUAAAGUUUGGAACCCUAGUUUAAUAAUUAUUUGUUCUCAACCUAAUGUUUUUCUUGCAUAUACAUUUGGUUUUAUAGUAUGUUUUUAGCUAUAGAAAAAGGCAGAAAUUGACUACUUCUAUUAGAAAAACCAUUGAAAACUUCUCUUUGCUUCUCUGGCAUUUUCUGUUGCCUGUAUGAAAAUAAGGAACUCCCUGGCAGGAUCACAGAUUGAGAUGAAAUACUAUUUUUUUUCCUCAAUUUCAGGAUGUUAAUUUUCUUUUUUGUUGAUGGUGAGGUGU